AUGACUUGCCCGGGCGAGAUACACACGUUUUACUCCGGCAGGCCACAACCUGAAUCGUCUUCGAACCUUUUCACCUUCACUUCUGUCGACCCGAGUAAUGCAAAGCCGCUGGCCACGGUCCAUACGACCACUCCACAGCAGCUCGAUGACGCCAUUGCUUCUGCUCAAGCAGCGUUUCCAUUGUGGUCACAGACUCCAACAACACGCCGGGCUGCCAUAUUGCUGCGAGCGGCAUCUAUUCUCCGCGAGUGUAACGACGGUUUAGCUCUUACGGAGACCCUCGACACUGGGAAACCCUGGUCAGAGACGUCUACAGUGGAUAUCAUGACCGGGGCUGAUGUUCUCGAGUACUAUGCACAUUUUGUUGCGGGCGAAAUUCCAGGACGGCACACACGCUUGGGGCCUAAUAUGUUUUUCUCGACGAGCCAUGAACCAAUCGGUGUUUGUGCGGGCAUUGGUGCCUGGAAUUACCCGAUUCAAAUUGCUCUUUGGAAGUCGGCGCCCUGCCUGGCUGCGGGUAACUGCAUGAUAUACAAGCCAAGCGAGGUCACUCCGCUCCAUGCACAUACCCUCGCGCAGAUCUAUAUCGAAGCUGGGGUGCCACCAGGCGUCUUUAAUGUUGUUUAUGGUGAUGGACCGAGUGUGGGAGCGCCGUUGGUUGCUCAUGAAGGCAUUGCCAAAGUGAGCUUUACAGGGCAGGUUAGCACCGGUGCUAAGGUUGCUAGCGAGGCUGCUGCUGGGAUGAAGGGAAUUACGAUGGAGCUUGGCGGGAAGAGCCCCCUUGUGAUUCUGCCAGAUGCUGAUAUCGGGGAGGCUGCUGAUAUUGCAAUGGUUGCCAACUUCGUCUCGACGGGCCAGGUCUGUACAAAUGGAACCCGUGUCUUUGUACCCGACACUCUUCUCAGGCAGUUGGAGAAUGCUCUAAUCGAGCGGUGCCGGCGCGGGAUCAAUAUGGGGUUGCCGCAGGAUCCGAAAACCAACUUUGGGCCUGUCGUGAGUGCUAUUCAACGAGAUAAAGUCAACAGCUAUAUCAAGUAUGGACGCGACAACGAUAGGGCACGGGUGCUGUUUGAUGGCGCCAUUGACGUCCACAAAGACUUUCCAUCGAAGGAAGGCUUCUGGGUGCCUCCUGUCAUCUUUACCGACUGCAGUGACAGCAUGCGGGUUACGCAAGAAGAGAUCUUUGGCCCAGUGAUGUGCAUUUUGCCAUACGAAACCCAACGUCAGGCGCAAGAAGAUUGGCUACCUAAGCUGAUACACCGAGCCAACAAUACUCGAAUGGGCCUUGCCGCUGGUGUGGUGUCAUCUGAUGUGGGAUUUGCUCACCGUGUUGUUCAACAGCUAGAUGCGGGAAUAUGCUGGAUCAACACCUGGGGAGAAAGCCCUGCGGGGAUGCCUGUCGGCGGCUGGAAGAUGAGCGGUAUAGGGCUGGAAAAUGGCCACGAAGGUAUCCAGGCCUACCUACGGACGAAGAGCACGUUGGUUCAGUGCGGUAAAGGUGCCUGCAGUGGCUUUUUCACUGGGUCUUGA
Aspergillus steynii IBT 23096 is the source of this 1530-nucleotide messenger RNA. Its product is annotated as aldehyde dehydrogenase. The transcript has a single exon. The record is from RefSeq and is a predicted model, not a curated record. Lineage: Eukaryota; Fungi; Ascomycota; Eurotiomycetes; Eurotiales; Aspergillaceae. Gene Ontology annotation, molecular function: aldehyde dehydrogenase (NAD+) activity. Bases 1 to 1530 code for a protein of 509 amino acids.